Tachysurus fulvidraco (yellow catfish) is the source of this 5412-nucleotide messenger RNA. It is a transcript of the gene slc4a11, whose product is annotated as solute carrier family 4 member 11. NCBI's taxonomy places the organism in Eukaryota, Metazoa, Chordata, Actinopteri, Siluriformes, Bagridae. Gene Ontology annotation, biological process: monoatomic anion transport; transmembrane transport; monoatomic ion homeostasis. The coding region runs from base 367 to 2937 and encodes 856 amino acids. The transcript is spliced from 22 exons. The record is from RefSeq and is a predicted model, not a curated record. Gene Ontology annotation, cellular component: basolateral plasma membrane; plasma membrane. Gene Ontology annotation, molecular function: solute:inorganic anion antiporter activity.
CAGGAAGCGUGAUGGCCGCAGUCACACUCAUCCCUGCCGGGUGAUUUAGCGCUGAAUCUGCCAUAGUACCACUUCCUUCAUCGGUUAUUAGUUGUACCUACUUCCUACAGCUUUGGGCGUGCACCACUUUUAUUUCUCAUAUCAAGAUCUGUGAUGGUGGUGAACAAAUAUGGAACAGUAAUGUCAGAACAACACUCGCUAACUGAGCUAUUUAUAUUAAGAGUUUCUGGAAGAUGAUUAGAUGAUAUACAACACCUUUGGCUGCAACACAGUUUCCAGUGAAAGGUCAUUUUAGGUGGAGUAAGCGGAGUACACCACAAGGCCUGGGGGAAAGCUGCAGGGGCUACAGAGGCUCCGUCCUCGGUCAUGGCCAAGAAUGGAUACUUCUAUCAGGAAAUGGAGCAGAGGGAGCGAGACAGGCAGGAGGAAGGGAGCGAGGACCGGGAGGAGGGUCAGGACUCUCCUAUCCCAUCAGGAGAUGACAUUCAUCUCUACGGCAACCAGACACACCAAGGAGGGACAGAUUCUGACAUCCAUGGCUGUGUCUUGCUUAAUACAUCACGUAGAUAUGUAAAGCUCAUGAACUUUGAAGAGGAGGUGAGGGCUCACAGGGAUUUGGAUGGCUUCUUGGAAAGAGCGAGUAUCCUGCUGCAUGAGGACGAGGCGUCGCUGGACGACGUGCUGAAGACAAUGCUCCGGCACAUCUCGCAGGACCCACACACGGCCGAACCCAGCUGUAACUUUGAGGAGAUCAUGAGCUCGCUGUUCACCGAUGCCGGCUCACAGGAGGUCAAUGACAGGUCUCCCAAUUUCCUUUUCUAUGAUAAGGUGCACUUGCUGUCGGAGACGCUGCAGUGUGUGACAGCUACGGCCACGGGCAUCCAGUACCAGCAGUCUUGGCUCUGCAUCCUCUGCAAUGUGAAGACCUUACAAAGGCGGCAUGUGUGCAUCUCUCGGUUGGACCGGCCUCAGAACUGGGGGGAGAAUUGUGCUGAGGUCCGCUAUGUCAUCCUUAUACUUGCACCGCUUAAGAUGAAAAGCACUAAGACAGCAAUGGAGUUAGGCCGGACGUUUGCAAGCAUGUUCUCAGACAUUUCAUUCAGGCAGAAGCUACUGGAGAGUAAGACUCCAGAGGAGUUUAAAGAAGCACUGGUCAUUCAGAGGUACCACCUGACUGCUGCCAAGCGAAAAACUACCGCUGUUGAGGAGGAAGAGACUGACCCACACAGCCACAAACCACUCAAGUCUGCAGUCUCUGCUCACCUUGUGUCUCUCUCUCUGCUGUGCAGGGGGCUUUGUUGUAGAGAUUUUUUCAGAGUGGGCAGAGGCAUCUACGAGGAUCUGUGUCGCCGUCUGCCUUUCUAUAUCUCAGACUUUACUGACGGCAUAGUGGGCAACAAUAAAGCACUAGUGAAGUAUAUGACAACGUCCAUUUUCCUCUACAUUGCCGUUCUGCUUCCUGCCAUCGCGUUUGGAUCACUCAAUGAUGAAAGCACACGAGGAGAAAUAGAUGUUCAGAGGACGAUCAUUGGGCAGAGUAUAGGUGGAAUCAUCUAUUCGCUGUUUGCGGGUUCUCCCCUGGUUAUUCCUCUAACUACUGCACCUAUCGCCAUCUUCAUCAGUGUAAUCAGAGGUAUCUGUGAUGACUAUGACCUGGAAUUUAGUGCGUUUUAUGCCUGCAUCGGUCUAUGGAACAGCCUGUUCCUCAUCAUCGGAGGGGUCUUCAACCUCAGUCUACUCGUUAAGCUUUUCAAGAGGUCAAUAGAAGAGGUGAUAGCUAUGUUCAUUUCAGUUGCUUUUGUAGCAGAUGCUCUCAAAGGCACGGUCAAGAUCUUCCAUAAGCAUUACCAUCCUCCUACAUUGGCCAAUGGUAGCAUAGAGGAGCUGCAACGAAUAAGUGCAGGGCUGAAUGCAGGAGAGACGAACCUCACCGGGGCAGGGUUACUAUCAUUCCCAGAAUCCUUCAUUUUGUGCACACGAGCACGGCCACUGCUUUGCCUCCUUCUUAUGCUCGGCACCUUGUGGGUUGGGUACACACUCUACCAGUUUAAGAGAAGUCCCUUCCUGCAUGCAAAAAUGAGGGAGAUUCUGUCAGACUGCGCUCUGCCCAUCUCUGUGCUCAUUUUCUCCUACGUUGGCUCCUACAUCUUCAGUGACAUUGGCUUGCCCGUGUUUAACCAUCAUGAGGGUGCAUUGUUCCGAGUCGCCGCCUUGGAAAAGCUAUCAGGAGUCAGUGUGGUAUGUGCCAUGGGGUUAGGCUUCCUUCUUGCUCUGCUCAUCUUUAUUGACCAGAACAUCGUGGUGUCCCUGACCAAUGCCCCAGAGAACAGGUUACUGAAAGGUACAGCCUAUCACUGGGACCUAACAUUGUCUGGCCUGAUUAAUAUUUUGAUGUCGUUGCUGGGGCUACCUUGGAUGCACGCUGCUUUUCCUCACUCCACGUUGCAUGUGCGGCAGUUGGCCAUUGUGGAAGAACGUGUGGAAGGAGGACACCUUUAUGAGACUAUUGUAAGUGUGAAGGAGACCAGGGUAACAUCACUGCUGGCGAAUAUCCUGAUUGGUGUGAGUGUGUUCCUGCUGCCUGUCCCACUGCAAUGGAUUCCUAAACCUGUACUCUACGGCCUCUUCCUCUACAUCGCACUCACAUCCAUCGACGGUAAUCAGAUGUGUGACCGCAUGGCACUGCUACUCAAAGAACAGACAUCUUACCCCCCAACUCACUACAUCCGGAAGGUACCACAGAGGAAAAUCCAUUAUUUCACUUUCCUUCAGAUGGUGCAGCUGCUGUUCCUCUGUGCAUUUGGAAUGUACCCGCUCCCGUACAUGAAAAUGAUCUUCCCUCUGCUAAUGUUUAUCCUUAUACCUAUCAGGAAUUGUGUGCUGCCCAGGAUCAUUGACGCCAAAUACCUGGACAUCAUGGACGCACAGCACAUGUAAACAUGUGCACCAAAAAAAAAAAAAAAAAAAAAAAAAAAGGUCUCUGGGAAUUGUAUUUUUGAAAUGCUAAACUCUGGGAGGAAAAACAGACUGAUUCUAGAGUUGUGAAGCAGUCAUUAUGGUGAAGCACUGUAACAGAAAAAGAGCAAGAGAGAGAAGGAGAAUAUAAAGCUUAAAAGGCUGACUAGAUUCCUGUCUGUUUGAUCUUAGUCAGUCAAUGCUUCUCUCGCUGUUUUCUCAUGCCAAAGCUUCUCUCUUUGGUUAAUUCUUACGUACCUCUGUCUCAUUUUGUAGAUCACUCACUUGAGUUAUAAAACCAUGAAUCACACAUACUCGCAUUACGUGGCAGUUGAAUAUUAUACUGACAGGAAGAGCCUGGUGACUGAUUAAGCUCUUCUCGUAUCGUUUCUGUUACCAUCCAAAAGGUCACCGAACAAGUGGAAGUGAAGUGAAGUGGAUCUAUCUGUAGCAAUACCUCUUUGAUGUUGACAAUUCACACAUACAAAACAAACCGGAUGACCCUUCAUGACUUCACUUUCCUUCAGGUGAAGGGUCACUCUGUCAGCUCAUACAUGACAUGAAACCAUAUUGUCGAUCGUGCACAGUCCGCCGUGUUGUGGUGCAUAUCAUUGAUAAUGUGUGGUGCAUAUAUUAAGAACAACAUCAAAACAGACCAAAAGAACACACGUACCCUGCUUGAAACUGUGUCUCAUAGCAAUACAGUGAUUAUAGAAUAUGAAUAUUUUAGAUAUUUCUUUGAGAAAGAUUAUUAUCGGGGUUGAUAUAUUUCCAGGAUACAUGGUGUCAUGUGUUCAGAAUGUAACAUUAGUGCUGAUGCUUCAGGGAUAGGGCAACGGGUCCAGAAGACGAGAGCUAUUUCCCACGUACACACUGCAGAACAAACUAUACGACUAUAAGCUUUUGCAUAUUAUAAAAACGUCACCACUGUUUGUCCUCAGAAUGCACAGAAACACACACACAAACAAACAAACAAACAAACAAAGAUAAAUGAGAAUAAGCAUGUACUUAUAAACUUAAACUAGCAUGCUUGCUCACACACCUCCUGGCCCUAUGUUACAACACACACACACACACACAUACAUACAUAUAUGUAUAAGAAUAUAUACAUACGUAUGUGUAUGCGUGUGUGUUUGCGUGAAAAUAAAUAGAGCAUGGCUUUUAUAAGAUGCCAAAACCUUUUUUUUACAAUGAUGGAAUUUCAUGUAAGAGAGAAUGAAAUUCUCAGUGUAAUGCUAGUUUUGUAUAUUACACCCACACACAAGACUUUUGAAAAUGUUAUAAUUGUCUAUGCUGGAUACCAGAACAGCUAUGAAGCUUUCCAGAGAAUACUAGACUACAAUGAUCUCUCUUGGUUUGUUACAGCAAUAUAACCAUUUUCAAAUUGCUCUCAAAAGCUGACAAAUAUUUAAUCACUGACUAUUUUUCUGUAGAAGAAUCUAAGUAAUACAUUUAAGUAAUAAUCUUAAGACUCGUUCUCAAAUUCAAAACACAGUGAUUUAAAAUUCCCAAAUAAAUCUCUCAGAAUUGAUGUUUCUAAUACUGAGAGACAGACAAACAGGGGACUGAGAGAGAAAGAGAGAGAGAGAGGGAGUUUAUGAAAGAUCGAAGCCCUUGAGGAUAAAUUAUGGACAGGUUUGAGACAGCACACCACCCCACAGUGCUGUGGACCUACAGCAUCGCAAGAAUGUGAAUAGUGGAUAUGUAGAUAAGAUGUAGAUGUGGAUAAGUGGAUUCAACUCGAAUCUGUAGAGACAAAUGACUAUGACGUGACUAAAGAGAGAUCAGGAAGGUGUAAGGUGUGUUUCCCACAGAUGUGAGGAAAAUGCAAAGCAGGAAUUAGCGUGAGAUUCGUAUGCUUUAAGACUGCAUGAAAGAGUGAUAUCCAAAUGUGUUUUGAUGUUGUUUAAACCACUAGUCAGUAUGUUUUUGUAAAAUCCCAAUCCUCACUGAAUAUGAUUCCCGACUCUCUCUCUCUGUCUCCUCUGAGACUGUGACAGUAUCAUUGUAGUCCUGAUAAACCUCUGGUGUGGAAAAAAAAAAAAACAAUAACAAAAAAAAAACACCCUCCUUCCUGCACACCAUUGGACUUCUCUCAGUAUUUGACUGUAAUAUUGAAGUAUUCAACCUUAUUUUGUUAUCUUCUUAACUGGAUUGGAUAUAUUGACAGUUUAUGUUCUGUGCUGGCUUAAUAUUGUUUCAGAAAAUAAGCUUUUCUUCUUCCAAUAAUGAAUGUAUAAUGUGUAGAUUUUUAUAUAACACAUACAGAAUCCAUUGUCAAAAUAAUUUUGUCAAACAGAUAAGCUAAAUUUGUAAACUGCAAUAUGUAAAAAAAGAAAAAAAAAGAAAAAAAAAUUAAAUGUUUAUCAGAAGGACUGUGUGAUUUAAAGAAAGGUAAUGCUAUACACUGAAAACUAGAUAAUUUCAAGUUGGUUGCCAAAUAAAGAGUUAUAUUGA